AAUUUUUGAAAGAUCUGUUGUCUUAACUGAUCCUAUGUUUUUAUAUCAUAGUUUCACAAAUUUUUAGUCUACACAAAAAUAUCAAAAAUGGCUGGUGGUGGCAGAUCGAAAGUAUUUAUGGACAUUUCCAUCGGAGGAGCUCCUUCUGGAAGAAUUGUAUUGGAACUCAGAGGUGACGUUGUACCAAAAACUGCGAAAAAUUUCGAAGAACUUUGCUGCCGCAAAGAAGUAGGAAAAGGUUUCAAGGGAAGCAGUUUUCAUCGAAUUAUCCCUGGUUUUAUGUGUCAGGGAGGAGAUUUUACUAGAGGAAAUGGGACCGGGGGUGAAUCAAUCUACGGAGACAAAUUUGAAGAUGAAAAUUUCGAUCUCAAGCACACUGGGCCAGGAAUAUUGUCAAUGGCCAAUGCCGGACCGAAUACCAACGGAUCCCAAUUUUUCUUGUGCACAGCACAAACAAAAUGGCUUGAUGGAAAGCAUGUUGUUUUCGGAAAAGUUGUAGACGGAAUGGAUGUUGUCCAAAAAAUGGAGGCAGUUGGAUGCCAAUCCGGAAAGCCCAGCAAAACAGUCAAGAUCCAAGAUUGUGGCAAGAUUUAAUCCCACUUAUUUGAUUUCUGCCUUAUUAAUCCAGGAUUGUAAUUUUCUUUGAUUAUUAUAACUGCAACCGAUUCACCAAUCAUGUGAUAAUUUUUUUCAAGUCCACAGGAACGGGAACUAAUUAGAAAAAAUAGCAAUUUUGCAAGUUGUCAAUGCUAACUUUCAAUGAGCUUUUUUGAUUUCUCUUAGUCCAAAAUCGAAAAAUAUUCGAGAUUGGGCUUAUGGUUGGAUUUUUUAUAACGACAAUCUUGUGAAAUUUAACGUCUUGGAUCAAAAAUAACAUUCUCAUUGUGUCGAAAGUUUCUUGGAACAGUUUUAUUCUAAUCUUAUUCAACCUGCUUUGCGUAUUGGUUUCAAAUAGGAAUUUAACUGUUGCUUUGUGCCGAACUAAACGUUAUGUUGUUUAUUUACUGGUAUGGGAAUGUUGUGUAAAGUUGCAUAUAAUUCGAUUCACCAAACUACAUAUACCAAUACUAUCUUUGUGAGACUUGAUCAUUUUCACAGGUUGAUUGAUGCAUUGAUAUUUUAAAUUUUUCCGACAUUUCCACACUAUUUUUUUCGUUAGUGAAUUUUUGUCGUUGGCUAAUUUGAACUGUAUUUGAAUGUUUUUGUAUGUUAGUGAAAAUUCCAAGUUCAAUUUGGUUUAUUGGUAAUAAAAAUAAUUCAGUGUAA
This is a messenger RNA of Styela clava, 1266 nucleotides long. Its product is annotated as peptidyl-prolyl cis-trans isomerase-like. Gene Ontology annotation, biological process: protein folding; protein peptidyl-prolyl isomerization. Lineage: Eukaryota; Metazoa; Chordata; Ascidiacea; Stolidobranchia; Styelidae. Gene Ontology annotation, cellular component: cytoplasm. The record is from RefSeq and is a predicted model, not a curated record. Gene Ontology annotation, molecular function: cyclosporin A binding; peptidyl-prolyl cis-trans isomerase activity.